Paramuricea clavata is the source of this 747-nucleotide messenger RNA. The record is from the annotation of a GenBank genome assembly. NCBI's taxonomy places the organism in Eukaryota, Metazoa, Cnidaria, Anthozoa, Malacalcyonacea, Plexauridae.
AUGGAUUUCUCUGACCCACAGGGAGGAAAAGGGUCUUGCGACCGCAAAGCGGCUACAAUUAAAACCAAAAUGAGAAUUCAUCUCAAUGAGGGUCAUGACAUCGAGGCAGCGGAGCAAAUGGUGGCAGCCAUAGAAUCACAAGGCGGUGUAUCGGGGGUACGAGUAACGUUGUGUGGCCCACAAGGUGAUGAAGUGCCUUUUCCUGUAAAAUGGGAAGGGAUCAGCUUCCUUAACAACAUGAAAUUCAGCAAAGAAGGGAUCAGAGUAUGGAGAGCCUAUGGUAUUGGACCUGGCAAACUUAAGUUAUGGGACGAUUUUAGCGGGCAUGUAGUAAAACACUGACUACCGGAACACCGGAACAACGCCGGAACACCGCCGGAACACCACCGGAACACCACCUAACCCUAACCCCAACCCUAACCCCCAAUCCUAACCCUAACCCCAACCCUAACCCCCAAUCCUAACCCUAACCCCAACCCCUAACCCCAAACAAAAUGGUGGUGUUCCGGUGUUCCGGUAGUGUUCCGGUGUUCCGGUAGUCAGUGUUUUACUACAUGCCAUUUUAGCGUGCCCAAAGAUUAUCUUCCACCAACACUCAAAGAUCCACAUGAGGUGAGCGCCUAUACCGCUUCAGUUUCAUUUACUAACAUCAUGACAAGACGACAAUCCAAAGAAACCACCGUGCCUGAACAGUUUGACUCAGCAGGAGAGGACGCUACAGAUGAAGACAAUAUAUCCAAAUGCUGA